Cyphellophora attinorum is the source of this 774-nucleotide messenger RNA. RefSeq names its product putative HIT-like protein. Bases 1 to 774 code for a protein of 257 amino acids. Gene Ontology annotation, molecular function: catalytic activity. NCBI's taxonomy places the organism in Eukaryota, Fungi, Ascomycota, Eurotiomycetes, Chaetothyriales, Cyphellophoraceae. The transcript has 3 exons. The record is from RefSeq and is a predicted model, not a curated record. Gene Ontology annotation, biological process: nucleotide metabolic process.
AUGGAUCCGCCCCCCUCCCAGCAAAACGUCCCAACACCCCAAUCCGCCCAUACAUCACCACUCCACGACGAAGACUGCGCCUUCUGCCAGAUCAUAACCGCCUACCCCAUCGUCUCUCCCCUAGAAUCAUCCCAAACACUAUCAGAAGCGCUCAACCCAGAAAAGCUUCACCCUCCAGCAUUCGUACUACUCUCGACGGAGCACGUAGUAGCAUUUCUGGAUAUCUUCCCUUUGGUCCGAGGCCAUGUCCUGUUAUGUCCACGGCGACACGCGGAGAAGGUUGGGGACAUGACGAGCAGGGAGGGGAUGGAGAUCGGGCGGAUACUGCCCCUGAUAUCACGAGCGGUAGUCCGAGCUACAAUGCCAGAUAUACCCCAUGCCGAGGUCGACUACAACAUAGUCCAGAAUAAUGGGCCAGGUGCUGCUCAGGUCGUACCACAUACCCACUUCCACAUAGUUCCUCGAUACCCCUUCGAGAGCACCUACACCCCCUACACGACUCCAAAGAGGAAACCUCCACCCCAAGGCAUUCAAGCUACAGCUAUCCUCUUCGGUCGCGGCCAGCGGCAUUACAGGGACGACGAUGAUGCGGAGGGACUGAUCAAAGUGAUGCGGAAGGAGGUUGCAGAGGAGUGGCGCAGGGAAUUUGGGGGUGGUAAUGUGUCUGUGAGCGAUCGCUCGGACGCGGUAGAGGAGGGCCAGUCAGGCCGGACAAGCGGCUCGAGUGAGGCGCAGCAGGAGGGAGCCGGGGCGAGCUCGGCGACCAGAAUUUGA